Molecule: messenger RNA, 1495 nt
Organism: Stereum hirsutum FP-91666 SS1
Lineage: Eukaryota; Fungi; Basidiomycota; Agaricomycetes; Russulales; Stereaceae
Product: MFS general substrate transporter
Exons: 13
Coding region: 280-1461 (393 amino acids)
Biological process (GO): transmembrane transport
Cellular component (GO): membrane
Molecular function (GO): transmembrane transporter activity
Source: RefSeq, a predicted model, not a curated record
AAAUCAGCCAGUCAAGGCCCUAGCUCCCAUGGUUCCAUCCCGAUAGAGCCUCAAGUGCAUGCCUCGCAACAUGCUUACGAACUUACAGACUUCCAUCGUCCUCCAGCCGAAAAACUAAACUUUGUCAAAGAAGAUGUAGAGGUUGGUAUCAACAAUGCGGACAAGGACCAGUCUGGCGCCACCACGCCUAGAGCACCUUCGUUAGCAUACGAACAGGAUGAAGGUGCUCAGCCUUCGGCAUCGCAGAGAGCUCGGUUUAGGAAGUAUGGAAGGAUUCACAUGGUGGCCUUGGCUUGGUGUUUCUACCUGAACGGUUGGAACGAUGGAACCAUUGGGCCACUGCUGCCUCGAAUUCAGGAGUACUACAACAUUGGUUUCGUGGUGGUGUCCAUGAUCUUCGUCGUGAACUGCUUUGGUUUCAUUUUCGGUGCCACAGCAAACGUCUAUCUGAGCGACAAGCUUGGAUUUGGCAAGGUCAUGGUCCUAGGUGCCGUUGCCCAAGCUAUCACCUACGCCAUGCAAAUUCCGGAAGGCCCAUUUGCCGUAAGGGUCGUCGCCUACUUCCUCGCAGGAUUUGGUGUCGCCAUUCAGAAUGCUGGUAUGAAUGGUUAUGCUGGGAGUCUGAAGAAAAACACGGCGAAAAAGCUCGGGCUUCUGCAUGGAUCUUAUGGUAUCGGCGCUUUCACAGCUCCUCUCGCUUCUACUUAUUUCUCAACCGCGACCCACUGGUCCUACCACUUUAUCAUCUCUCUGGGAUUCGCCAUCUUGAAUAUUCUUGUGUUGGUGGCCGUCUUCCGGGGCAGACUACUCGAUGAGGUGUUGGUCGAGGAAGGCGAGGAACCCGGGGAGGUCCAGGUGGUCCAAGCUGGAGUCGCCCGCGAAAGCAAGUUCAAGCAGAUCUUCACGUCCAGGAUCGUCCAUUAUAUGGCCAUGUUCAGUAUCAUCUACAUUGGGGUAGAGGUCACCGUGGGAGGUUGGAUUGUCACGUUCAUCAUCCGCGAGCGUCAGGGUGGACCAAAUGCCGGCUACAUUUCCUCUGGAUUCUUUGGAGGCUUGGCGGCUGGAAGAUUGGGCCUAGUCUGGAUCAACCAGAAGAUUGGGGAACGCCGCGCUCUCUUCAUCUACUCAGUCAUCUGUAUCGCACUCGAAGCAACUGUGUGGGCCGUUCCUUCUUUGAUAGAAAACGCCGUAGCGGUCUCCUUAAUCGGUGUGCUCUUGGGCCCCAUGUAUCCCAUCCUUGUAAACUACGCCAAGGACGUCCUCCCGCGCUGGUUGCUCACAGGCUCUUUGGGAUGGAUUGUGGGCAUUGGGCAGGCUGGUAGUGCGGCGUUGCCCUUCGUUACAGGUUUGUUGGCGGCGAAGUAUGGAAUAGUCUCGCUGCAGCCGUUGUUGAUAUCUAUGAUGAUCCUGAUGGUGGGGUUGUGGGCUUUGAUUCCGAAGGCCCAGAGGAGGGUAGACUGAGAGGGGUCUUCUUACAUUUUGCGUAUAGAAUAUA